Molecule: messenger RNA, 1743 nt
Organism: Arxiozyma heterogenica
Lineage: Eukaryota; Fungi; Ascomycota; Saccharomycetes; Saccharomycetales; Saccharomycetaceae
Gene: NOP4
Product: mRNA-binding ribosome biosynthesis protein NOP4
Exons: 1
Coding region: 1-1743 (580 amino acids)
Cellular component (GO): nucleolus
Molecular function (GO): mRNA binding
Source: RefSeq, a predicted model, not a curated record
AUGCCUUGGAGUUGUCGUGAUCCAAACAAAUUGAAAAAGAUUUUUAGUCGUUUUGGUACUGUCAUUGAAGCUACUAUUCCAAGAAAACGCGAUGGGAAACUUUGUGGGUUCGCAUUUGUCACUAUGAAAAAAAUUAGCAAUUGUAAAAAUGCUUUGGAAAACACUAAAGAUUUAAAAAUUGAUGGUAGGCCUGUUGCAGUAGAUUUUGCUGUUCAAAAAAAUAGAUGGGAAGAUUACAAGAAAAAACAUAAAAGUGAUGAAGUAUCUGAGGAUUCUGAAGAAGAAGAGGAUAUAUCUGACAGUGAAGAGGAGGAAGAAUCAUCUGACGAUAGUGAUAUCUCUUUAGACUCCGAUGAAGAAGUUAUUGAUGACGAGGCAGAUUUAGAUGAUAUAGAGGAAGAUGAAGAUAAACCAACUAAGCAGCACAGAAAUAGAAGAGAACAAUUUUCUAUCUUUGUUCGUAACGUUCCAUACGAUGCUACAGCAGAAUCAUUAGUAGAUCAUUUUAAUAAAUUUGGGCCAGUUAAGUAUGCUUUACCUGUUAUUGAUAAGGAAACCGGGUUAGCAAAAGGUACUGCCUUUGUUGCGUUUAGGGAUGAAAAGACUUACAACUACUGUAUUGAAAAUGCACCUGCUGCAGGUGCUACCUCCUUAUUAAUUGAUGAUGAUGUUUUACCCGAAUAUGUUUAUGAAGGCCGUGUUCUUUCUGUAACUCCUGCCUUAGACAGAGAGGAAGCUAAUAUCAGAGCUGAAAAAAAUGCAGAAAAACGUAAACAAAUAUUAGGUAAAGCUUCUGGUGAACGUGAUAAGCGUAAUUUGUAUUUAUUAAAUGAAGGUAAAGUUGUUGAAGGUUCUAAAUUAUCUCAGUUACUGACACCAAAGGAUAUGGAAAUUAGAGAGAGAUCAUAUAACUUGAGAGUAGAACAACUAAAAAGAAACCCAUCUUUACAUUUGUCUUUAACCAGAUUGGCUAUAAGAAAUUUACCAAGAGCUAUGACUGAUAAAGCUUUAAAGGCACUUGCUCGUAAAGCGGUUGUUGAAUUCGCUACACAAGUUAAAAAUGGUGAAAGACAUCCUUUAAGUCAAGAAGAAAUUACCAGAUCCACAAGGGAAAAAUAUAAAUUCAUGACCCCAGAACAAAUUGAACAACAAAAAAAGAAAGAUAAGAAAAAGGGUGUUGUUAAGCAAGCAAAAGUUAUUAUGGAAGUAAAAGGCUCUACUGUAGGAAGAAGUAGAGGUUAUGGCUUUGUGGAAUAUAAAGAUCAUAAACAUGCAUUGAUGGGUUUAAGAUGGUUAAAUGUUCAUUUAGUUACUAGAAUGGAAGUGCUUGAUGGAUUAACAGAUGAGGAAAAAAAAUUGAUAGAUUUUGAUGAUACAAAAGGUAGACGUUUAUGUGUAGAAUUUGCUAUUGAUAAUUCUAAUGUUGUUAAAAGAAGAAUAGAGAAUACUACAAAGGCUAGAGCUAAUGCUAAGAGAAAGAAGGAAGAAGAGUUAGCUCAACAACAUCAAAAAAAGCAAAAAACCGAAGAGACAAGUCAGAGUAAAGAUAAAAAUAAUGGCAUGAGUAGUGAUGUAAGGAGACUUAUAGGGUUUAAAAGAAAGAAAAAAAUGCUAAAAAAUAGAUUAGAUAAUGCUGAAGCUAAAUCAAAGCUCAAUUCUUUAAGUAUAUAUCAUUAUUCAUUAAAACAUAUGCAGAUAAAAAUAGUUACAUUAUGUAUUACAUCAGAGAAAUAUCAUAUCUAA